This is a messenger RNA of Hibiscus syriacus, 601 nucleotides long. Its product is annotated as 21 kDa protein-like. Gene Ontology annotation, molecular function: enzyme inhibitor activity. The transcript is spliced from 2 exons. Gene Ontology annotation, biological process: negative regulation of catalytic activity. NCBI's taxonomy places the organism in Eukaryota, Viridiplantae, Streptophyta, Magnoliopsida, Malvales, Malvaceae. Bases 127 to 465 code for a protein of 112 amino acids. The record is from RefSeq and is a predicted model, not a curated record.
CAACUCCAGCCCUAGAUUGUUAGUGCACACGGCCCCCAAUGUAACCCUCAGGGAAACCAAAUCUACUUUGAGGCUGAUGAUGAAGAUCUCACGAUUCCAUGGCCAGGAGCCGAGGUAGCCGUUACCAUGGCCGAUUGCGUCGAGGUGAUCAGGGACUCCAUCGAUGAGCUGCAACAGUCUAUAGGAGAACUCGGUCACAUUAGUAGCUCGAACUUUUCGCUUUCAAUGAGCGAUGUUCAGACCUGGAUUAGCGCGGCACUGAUGGACGAGGAUACUUGUAUGGAUGCAUUUGAAGGGAACAACAUGAAUGGAUAUGCAAAGACUGCGGUGAGGAAACGAAUUGUUAAAAUUGCACAUUUGACGAGCAAUGCCCUGGCUCUCGUCGACAACUAUGACUCAACUCAAGGUUACUACUUACCUCUAUGCUUAUCAUCAAAACAGGGCAAUGAGAAAAUUGUAUCCUAAACUAAUCUUCUAAGUAAGAAGCAGAUAAUAGUUGUAAGAUAGCACGAGAUUGAAGAUUUGUGCUGUAAAUUGUAUUACUUUAUUUAUUGAUUUGUGUGCCAUAUUGUAUCAUGGGAAUAUGAAGUUUUAAGUGAGU